This is a messenger RNA of Phoenix dactylifera (date palm), 723 nucleotides long. NCBI's taxonomy places the organism in Eukaryota, Viridiplantae, Streptophyta, Magnoliopsida, Arecales, Arecaceae. The record is from RefSeq and is a predicted model, not a curated record.
AUGCCGGUCCUCUGCCUACUGUUGAUGGAUGGGACAUUUGGAGGCGACCUGGUUAAGACCCUCCUCGGCUCGUCGGAAGCCGUCGUCUCCGCGCUCUCUUGUUCCUCCCGGCUUCUCCGGUACGACCUCAAUACCAUGAUGCUGCCCAAUAUGGAGACGUUGCGAGAUCAUGGAGUCCCGGGGCCGAAGCUCAUCAAGCUAGCUACAUCGUAUCCACGGGUGCUGAUGAAGAAGCGCGAUCGGUUCACAGAGACUGUAGAAUUGCUCAAAGGAAUGGGGAUGAAACCAACGUCGACGACGUUCAUUCUCGCUAUCGCUGCGAUGCUGGCGCUGACGCCGGCGACGUGGGAGAGGAAGCUGGCGAACAUCAGGAAAUCGAUGGAGUUCUUUGUGAAUAAGCUGAAUUGGGAGCCGGCAUUUCUAGCAGCGCGGCCGAUGCUUCUGUCUCUCAGUCUUGAGAAGAGGAUCAUUCCAAGGUGCUCGAUUUUGAGCAUUUUGUUGUGGAAGGGAUUGUUGAGCAGCAAAUUCGGUGUGCACACCUUGCUGUUAAGUAAGAAGGACUUCUUGGAGAAGUAUGUUGUCAAGUAUGGGGAGCAGGUCCCUGAGGUGCUUGAGGCUUACCAGGGGAAAUUGGAAUUUGUAGGUAUUGAGGCAGGGGAUCAAUGCAAACAAAAGAAAAGAGGCAGGGGAUCAAAGAAGCAUUAUGGAAAUUGGCAGUUGUGA